AUUUACCAAAAUAUGAGUUAUUAGAUUUCUAUUUUGGUUUUAUAUUUGCAGAUAUUGUAUAGCUUAUGGAAAAAGUGCGACAUUUGGAAAUACCGCUCGAAAAUAUAAUCCUAGCUACAAAAAACUUUGAUAAAGAAAAUUUCAUUGCCAAAGGUGGAUUUGGGAGUGUUUAUAAGGGAAAUCUCCAAUCGUCUAAUGGUGUCAUUGAUGUCGCUGUGAAGCGAUUAGAUCCUGAUUCAACACAAGGGAAACAUGAAUUCAUGAUGGAAAUUACAACUCUUUCUAGUUAUAGACACAAAAAUCUUGUCAGUCUGGUUGGUUUCUGUUACGUAGACAAGGAAAAAAUACUUGUUUAUGAACAUGAGAGUAGGGGAAGCCUUGACAGAUAUAUACAAAACCCAGUCGACCUUACCUGGAUCAAGCGUUUGAAAAUAAGCAUUGGCGCCGCUUGUGGCUUAAAUUAUCUUCAUGAUGAAGUUGGACAACAACAUAGAAUUAUCCAUCGAGACAUUAAGAGUGCAAACAUUCUGCUCAGCAAGGAUUGGGAAGCAAAGGUUGCUGAUUUUGGAUUAUCUAAAAUAGCUCCCGCAAAUAUACAACACACUUUUCUUGUAACCGCUGCUGUUGGCACAUACGGCUAUCUAGAUCCGGCGUAUUAUUAUACUGGAGUUCUAACAAAGGAAUCAGACGUUUACUCGUUUGGGGUUGUACUAUUUGAGAUCUUGUGUGGACAACUCGCGUUUUUAGAAGGAUCUGGUUUUCUAGGUCCAUUGGCUGAACGUAAGUAUAAGGAGAACAAAAUGGAUGAUAUCAUUAUUCCUAAUUUGAGGGAACAAAUGAAGCCACAUUCUCUCAACACAUUCGCUGCCAUUGCAUAUCAAUGCUUGAAGCCCGAUCGAAGUGAACGUCCAACAAUGGCUCGAGUCAUUGAAAAACUCGAGAACGCAUAUGAAAUUCAAGCUUCUCUCAAAGCACCAGAAUUUGCUCAAGUUGGAAUAUGGGGAACAAAAUCUAGUGGAGGUCCCCAAAAUAUUUGGGAGUUCAUACUUAAAAAAGAUCAUAAACUGACGAUGAUAACUAUUGAUCAUGGUGAUCUAAUUUACUCUCUCAUGUUCACUACUGAAUCAAAGGGUGUUUUGUACACUUCCAAAAAGGCUGGUGGUUGGAAUGGUGGAGAAACAGUUUCUGAGGUUAUGUUUGAAGAUGAUGAGGAAAUAAUUGGCAUCGAUGGAACAGUUGGGGUAUCAAGAGGGGCAUAUGCUGGCUACACAAUAAUUUCAUCACUAUCAUUUCUUUCGAACAAGAAGAUUCAUGGACCUUUUGGUCGAGUAACAAAUAAUCCUUUCUCUGUUCCAUUGGACAAAGGAAACUUUGGUGGACUUUAUGGCCUUGCAGGCUACUAUAUUGAUGGAAUCGGUGUCUAUAUGAAGGCUUCAUCUGAUGAAAUCACACAGGUUGGAGUUUGGGGAGAAAAAUCUCUUGGAAAUCCUGAAAACCAGUGGUCUUUCCAACUUGAGAGAAAUCAUCAUCUGAAGAAGAUAAUCAUAGAUCAUGGGGAUCUCAUAUACUCCCUCAUGUUCACUACCGAAUUUAGGGGCGAAGAGAAAACUUCUAACAAGGCUGGUGGUUGGAACGGUGGAGACAUAGUCUCUGAGGUUACAUUUACGUGGGACGAGGAAAUUAUUGCUAUCAAUGGAACAGUUGGUGUCUCGGGGGGAACCAUUGCUGGUUAUACAAUAAUAUCGUCACUCACAUUCGUCACCAACAAAAACACCCAUGGACCUUAUGGUAGUGUAACUGGGACCCCUUUCGCUGUACCAUGGGACAAAGGUUCAUUUGCUGGAUUUUUUGGCCGUUGUGGCUAUUAUAUUGAUGCCAUUGGUAUAUAUUUGAAAGCUACUAUAUAAGUAACUAGGUCAUGCUAAGGGUAAGGAAUAAAAAACCUUUUGUUGCUAUGACGCAUUGGGAUCCUUUCACACCCUUUUUUGCUAUGAAUCAUUGGCAUGCUUUCACAUUUUCCUUGUCAUGUAGAAAACUAGGUAGCUUUUUGUUACAAGUCUCUAUAUACGGAUGAAAUUAGGGUAUUACAAAAUAUUCCAAUCUAAACAUCCAAUUUGAAAAUCCGAAGAUCAGAGAUUAUCGGAAUAUUCAAAUAUCCGGUUUUUUCGGAUUGUAUUUGGAUAGUGAAUUGUAAAAAUUAUAGAUAUUUCGUUAUCGGGA
Molecule: messenger RNA, 2220 nt
Organism: Lactuca saligna
Lineage: Eukaryota; Viridiplantae; Streptophyta; Magnoliopsida; Asterales; Asteraceae
Source: the annotation of a GenBank genome assembly